GGAGUCUCUACUUCAAAAUAGAGUUAGCUGCAUCUGUCAACCACAAGACGAGAGCUGCUUCUUCCCGUCACUGGACAUGGAUCCCUGCGGACUGGUUCUUCUCCUGCUGUUGAUGGCUAGAAAUGGGUCGUUUCAACAAGAGGGGGUUUGUUCCAAGACUUUAAUCAACUCCUGCAACGACUGUAUCCAAUCUGGACCCUUCUGUGUGUGGUGCAAACAGCUGAACUUCACCAGCGCUGGUGAGCAGGAAGCUGUUCGCUGCAACACCAAAGCUAAGUUAAUAGCAAAAGGCUGCAGUAGCAGAGAAAUCGUAUUUCCUCAAAAUUUUCUGAAUGUUGAAAAGAAAGAGGCCCUCUCCACCCGGUUCAACCAGCAGGAGCCGGUCCAGCUGAGUCCCCAGAAGAUCCAACUGAGUCUGAGACCGGGACUCUCCGAGACGUUCAGUGUGUCAUUUAAAAGAGUAGAAGGUUAUCCCGUGGAUCUCUACUACCUGAUGGAUUUAUCUUACUCCAUGAAAGACGACCUGCAAAAUGUCAAAGAAUUGGGAGAAAAUCUUUUUGAAACUCUAAAACAAUUCACCGAAAAUGCUCAAAUAGGGUUUGGAGCCUUCGUGGAUAAAACCGUCCUGCCGUUCACUAACACCAACGAGCAGAAGCUGCAGAAACCAUGUGAUGAGGACUACAAGCAGUGUCAGGCUGCCUUUGGCUACAGACAUGUCCUCAAUCUGACAGCAAGCGAGAAAGACUUCAGAAAGAAGGUUAACGAGCAGUUCAUCUCCGGAAACCUGGACAUUCCUGAGGGAAGUCUGGACGCCAUGAUGCAGGCUGCCGUGUGCCAGGAUGUUAUCGGUUGGAGGAACAGCAGCACUCGGCUCAUUGUUCUGACCACAGAUGCUGGUUUCCACAUGGCAGGAGACGGUAAACUGGCCGGUAUCCUGGAGCCAAACGAUGAGAAAUGUCACAUGAAGAACAAUCUCUACACCCAGAGCAGUCAUACGGAUUAUCCGUCUGUGGGACAGCUGGCCAUGCAGCUUGGAAAAAACAACAUUCAGCCGAUAUUUGCAGUAACAAAUGAAGUGGUGAAAGUGUACCAGCAACUCUCCAAAAUGAUUCCUAAAUCUGAGGUCGGAGUUCUGUCAUCAGAUUCUCAAAACGUGGUUGAGCUGAUUGAAGCAGCGUACAAAAGGCUGUCCUCCAAAGUUACUCUGACCCACGAUAAUCUGCCUGAUGACGUCAGGGUCGUGUACACCCCUAUAUGUCCUAACGCUGGACCAGCAGGGGGCAGCGAAGGCGUUUGUGACAACGUGCCUGUGGGACAGGAAAUUAUGUUUAACGUCACGGUAACAGCGGACUCCUGCAUGACGGCGAAAACGUUCACGAUCAGACCUCUGGGAAUCAAAGACACUCUGACUGUGACUUUAACUACAGAAUGCGAGUGUCACUGUGAUGACUCGUUAAAGACAGACCAAGACCACUGCUCACGUAAAGGACGAGUCACCUGUGGGAUCUGCAGCUGUAAUGAAGGCUUCGUCGGUCAGUUCUGUAACUGUUCGGUUGGAGAUAAAGACGAGGAAUCACUGCGAGCUUUCUGUCGGAGGCAGAACGGCACGGAGUGCGAGGGCAGAGGAGACUGUGAGUGUGGUCGCUGUAAGUGUCACAACACCAAGACUGGAGGCACUUACUACGGGAAAUACUGCGAGUGUGAGAACGAACACUGUGAGAAGUUCCAGAACAAGCUGUGUGGAGGAAACGGGAGAUGCCUCUGUGGGACGUGUAAAUGCAACUCAGGCUACGAGGGCACUGCCUGUCAGUGUAAAAAGUCUGAAGAAGAAUGUCAAACCGCCAACAAAACAGUGUGCUUCGGCAGAGGAAAGUGCAAGUGUAACCACUGCGAGUGUAACGAGGGAUACCAGCGACCACUGUGCCGGGACUGCUUCGGGUGUCCCGACCCCUGUCAGACCAAAGUGAACUGCAUCGAAUGCCAGGGCUUUGAGUCUGGAGCCUUUAAGAAGAACUGCAGCGUGGCCUGCAUCAACAUCACUUCUGAGAAAGUUGAACAAUUCACCAUAACUAGCAAACAGUGCCAGCACAAGGACUCCGAGGGCUGCUGGAUCAAAUUCAGGCUGCAUCAGUUAAUCGGAGAGGAUAACUACAAGGCGGAGAUUCUGUCUCGGAGAGACUGUCCAGAACCGCCCAAUGUCAUAGCCAUCAUCUCAGCGGCUGUUGCUUCUGUUGCCCUGAUUGGCAUCCUGCUACUGAUGCUCAUCAAGUCCCUCAUCUACUUUAAGGAUCUUAAAGAGUUCAAGAAGUUUGAAAAUGAAAAGAAGAAAUCCAAGUGGGCAGAGGCUGACAACCCUCUAUUCAAGGAUGCAACCACCACUGUCCAAAACCCAACCUUCACUGGAGAGUAACAACUGACCAUAGCAGUCGUCCUUGAAGAGAGACCACUGUAACUAACCCGACCUUGACUGGACAGAGACCACUGUGACUAACCCGACCUUGACUGGACAGAGACCACUGUGACUAACCCGACCUUGACUGGACAGAGACCACUGUAACUAACCCGACCUUGACUGGACAGAGACCACUGUGACUAACCCGACCUUGACUGGACAGAGACCACUGUAACUAACCCGACCUUGACUGGACAGAGACCACUGUGACUAACCCGACCUUGACUGGACAGAGACCACUGUGACUAACCCGACCUUGACUGGACAGAGACCACUGUGACUAACCCGACCUUGACUGGAGAAGAAGAGUGACGUUUAUUAAUAAAGUUUCAGUCAUGGUCCGUGUACGAAGUAUAAUUUAUUUGAAGUAGUUCAUGUUGUAGGGUUCGUUAAAUUUACAGAGCAGAGAAUUCAAUAUUUAAUGGAUGCAGUGUGGACAGCGAGCAUGCAGACAGCGAGUGUGCGAUCAUGUACGACGCAACAUAUAACGCUCACGUGCUGUUAAGUAUGGUGCUGAGUCGGCUGUGAGGGAAUGAGUUAACGUGCGUCAACAUAUAUAAGCAUUUGCCAAGUCGGACAAUGAAAUUAGGCAAUACCCCUUAAACUGGCAUGUUUCAUUAUACAACAUAGACUAGAAUAUAAUUACUUUAUUGAUCCCAAACUGGGAAAUUGUGGAAACAUGAACUACUGCAAAUGAAUUGAACACGGAUCAGUUAUGUUAGCUUACAUAGCAAUGGUAUAUAAAAUGCCAACACAGCCUCUUGUGUAAUGCCAAAAAAUGAUUAUUUUUAAUGAUUUAUGUACUAGUUUAUGUUGAUUUGCUCAAUGAACAAUAACUAAUUUUAAGGUUGUUACAUAUUAUAUUUCUUAUUGCAAUCAAUUGCUAAAUUUCAAUAAUUAAUCACGAUUAUUCACGUUUUUAAACUCAUGUUUGAAAUUCCAUUAUUUUGCAUUUAGAAAUAAAAUAGUUAGGCUUUUA
This is a messenger RNA of Labrus mixtus (cuckoo wrasse), 3431 nucleotides long. RefSeq names its product integrin, beta 2 (gene itgb2). Gene Ontology annotation, cellular component: focal adhesion; cell surface; integrin complex. The transcript has 17 exons. Gene Ontology annotation, biological process: cell adhesion mediated by integrin; integrin-mediated signaling pathway; cell migration. The coding region runs from base 77 to 2410 and encodes 777 amino acids. Lineage: Eukaryota; Metazoa; Chordata; Actinopteri; Labriformes; Labridae. Gene Ontology annotation, molecular function: amyloid-beta binding; integrin binding. The record is from RefSeq and is a predicted model, not a curated record.